Molecule: messenger RNA, 1671 nt
Organism: Plasmodium vinckei vinckei
Lineage: Eukaryota; Apicomplexa; Aconoidasida; Haemosporida; Plasmodiidae
Product: actin-like protein, putative
Exons: 1
Coding region: 1-1671 (556 amino acids)
Biological process (GO): regulation of transcription by RNA polymerase II
Cellular component (GO): NuA4 histone acetyltransferase complex; SWI/SNF complex
Molecular function (GO): chromatin binding
Source: RefSeq, a predicted model, not a curated record
AUGGCUCAGUACAACGAUGUUUCUAGUAUAGUUAUCGAUUUGGGGUUUGAAAAUACAAAAAUUGGGUAUUCAGGGGAUGAAAAUCCUAAAAAUAUUUUCAGUUCAAAUGUUGGAGUCCCUUUAGAUUUGGAAGAAAAAAUAAAAAAUGAAAUAUAUAGAAAAUGUUUAUGCACAAAAGAUGAAUUUUAUAUGUUUAAUUUAAUAUAUCCCCUAUUUUAUUUACAACCACGUGAAAACAUCACACUAAAAAAUUGUUUAUAUCUAGAUAAUAAAAAUAAUUUUAAUAUUAAUGAAGAUGUUUUAGAAAAAAUACUUUUUAUGAAUAUAAAUGGUGAUAGAUCAGUAUAUAAGUUGAUACAAAAUAGGAUCAAAGGUUUUAUAGGUAACAAGUUAUAUAAACAAACAGACACUGGAAAUGAAUAUAUCGAUGCUGAUAAUAUUAAUGAAAAUGAUAAAAAUUAUACUGAAGUAAUAAAUAACGCCCAAACUGAUUCUGAACAAAAUAAUUAUAAUCAUAUUACUAAUGAUCCAAACAAUUUAAUGUCUACUUUAAAAGAAUGGACUGAAGAAAAUGGCUAUUUUGAUCUUGAUGUACUUGAGAAUAGUUAUAUCGAUAUUUGUGGUAUUAAAAAUAUGUUGAAUAAGUAUAAUAAUGUUAGUUGUGGAUUAAAUGAAAACAUGGAGAAUUUUCCUUAUGUAUUUUCUUUACCUAAUAAAAGAAAUAAACAAAUUAAAACAAAAAUUGCUGAAUUGUUAUUUGAAAAAUAUAAAAUUCCAGCUAUUUAUUUUAAUUCAAAAUCGAUAUUAACUGGAUUUGCUUAUAAUAAAAAAGUUUGUUCUGUUGUUGAUGUUGGCUCUUGUUAUACUGAUUUUUCAAUGUGUAGUGAUGGUAUAAUUGAUGAUAAAAAUUAUAAUAUAUAUAAUAUUGGGGGUACAAGUGUAGAUAUGUUUUUAGAGGAGUUGCUACAAAAAUAUAAUAAUUCAUCUCUUGUUCCAUAUUAUGAAUCUCAUAAAGAAAAAAAUAUGCACACAAAUAAUAAAGCUAGCUAUAAUAGUGAUAAUGUUCAUAUUGAUUAUUAUACCAAAGCAAAGUAUAUCCCUUUAAGAGAUUUAAAAAGUUAUUUAUGUGAAGUAGCAAAUAGUGAAAAUGAAAUAAAUAAAGCAAAAAAUAUGACAUUUAAUGAACAUGUCGAUAUAUAUAUAUUACCAGAUGGACAAAAUAUUAAUAUAACAAAAUUUACUAACAUUGCUUGUGAAAUAUUUUUCACACCAUCAUUAUUAAAUGAAACAGCCAUAAAUAACCAUUUAAAUAAUUUAUAUAUAAAAGAACAAAAUUUUGAAGGUAUACCUACUACAUUAUUUAAUAUGUUACAAAAUAUUAAGUCAAUUGAAUACAGACAAGAUUUACUAAGUAAUAUUAUAUUAACAGGAUCUUCUACCUUAUUCCAAAAUUUUAAUGAAAGAUUUAUCAACGAAUUUGCUAAUUUAGAUAUGAUGAAUAAUGGUAACUUCCAAAAUUAUCAAGUAUUAAAUAAUGGCAAAGAUUUUAAGAAAUAUUCUUCAUGGAAAGGCGGAAGUAUAUUAUCAUCUUUUAAAAACUUCAACUCUUUUUUUGUUACAAGAAAAGAAUAUGAAGAAUUUGGUUUUGAGAUUGUAAAUAGAAAGUGCUAA